This is a messenger RNA of Nymphalis io (European peacock), 2586 nucleotides long. It is a transcript of the gene Ssdp, whose product is annotated as single-stranded DNA-binding protein 4. Gene Ontology annotation, biological process: positive regulation of transcription by RNA polymerase II. Bases 110 to 1387 code for a protein of 425 amino acids. The record is from RefSeq and is a predicted model, not a curated record. The transcript has 7 exons. Gene Ontology annotation, cellular component: nucleus. NCBI's taxonomy places the organism in Eukaryota, Metazoa, Arthropoda, Insecta, Lepidoptera, Nymphalidae. Gene Ontology annotation, molecular function: protein binding; single-stranded DNA binding.
GCCAAAUGUCGCCAUCGAUCAAUGACAUUUUGAGAAGUUGAAUUUAUUGAUAUAAAGUGUUAAUGUAAAUAAUAAACAAUUUCAACAUAAACGUCGGCUUUCAGUCGAUAUGUAUGCAAAGGGCAAAGGCUCUACGGUACCUUCGGACGCUCAGGCUCGCGAGAAGUUGGCCCUAUAUGUCUACGAGUACUUACUACAUGUCGGGGCUCAGAAAGCGGCGCAGACUUUCCUUUCAGAGAUACGAUGGGAAAAGAACAUAACACUCGGUGAGCCGCCCGGGUUUCUCCAUUCGUGGUGGUGUGUUUUUUGGGAUCUGUACUGCGCCGCGCCAGAGAGGCGAGACACUUGUGAACACUCAUCUGAAGCGAAAGCGUUUCACGAUUAUGGAUUCGUUAACUCUGGAUAUGGUGUCAAUGGCAUCGGUCACAACGCUGGCCCGGCGCCUCCAAAUGACGGAAUGGGCGGAGGUGGUAUGCCACCCGGUUUCUUCCCUAACUCUUCACUCCGACCGUCACCGCCCGCCCCACACCCCGGAUCACAGCCAUCACCUCAUGGACCUCAGCCUCAGCUAAUGGGAACAGGACAACCAUUUAUUGGCCCUUGGUAUUCUGGUGGACCAAGAUCAGCAGUUAGGAUGGGCAUGGGAAAUGAUUUUAACGGGCCUCCAGGUCAGGGUAUGAUGGGCAACUCUCUAGAACGUGGCGGCGGUGGUGGCGGGGGCGGCGCGGGCAUGCUGGGCGGGCCGCGCAUGACGCCUCCGCGCCCCGGCAUGGGCCCCAUGAGCCCCGGGGCCUACGCGGCUGGUAUGCGCGGCCCUCCACCCCAGGCUCCAGGUAUGCCACCGAUGGGAAUGGGGCCGAGGGGUGCAUGGGCCGGCGGCAGCGGAGGCGCCGCCGGCGGUUCCGCCCCACUCAACUACAGCGGAGGCUCGCCCGGCGCGUACGGUGCGCCGCCAGGCUCGAACGGUCCCCCUGGGCCUCCCACGCCGAUAAUGCCAAGCCCCCAGGACUCUUCUAAUUCCGGCGGUGACAACAUGUACACGCUGAUGAAACCCGUGGGCGCUGGAGCCCUAGGGGCGGAGUUCCCGCUCGCCGUCGAGCACGGGCCCCCGUCGCAGCAUCUCUCGCAGCCCUCUGCAGCCGAAGGACUCGGCGGCGUGGACGGCAUGAAGUCUUCACCGGGCGGCGUCGGUGGCGGAGGGCCAGGGACACCGAGGGAAGACUCCGGAUCCGGAAUGGGCGAUUAUAACUUAAGUUUCGGCGGACCGGGUGGCGAUCAGAACGAUCAAACUGAAUCAGCUGCCAUCUUGAAAAUAAAGGAGAGUAUGCAAGAAGAAGCGAAACGGUUCGAGAAGGAUCCAGACCACCCGGACUAUUUUAUGCAGUGAAUAUAAACAAAAACGUCGACUCGUCUGUACAUGGUACCCCAUCGGUGGUACCCUACCUCGGGCCUCUGCGACCGCGACGGAGACGACGGGUUGACGUUAAUUUUAUUUGCGUUCCAACGAUCUGACGUUCGGAUUUAUUUAAGCUUCUGUCGUUCGCAAAUUAUUUAUUAGUUUUAAUUAAUUAAUUAAUUAAUUUUAUUAUUAUUAUCAUCGAUAUGUUUCAUUUUUUUUUUUUGAUGGUACUUUUAUAGUUUUAUUUAAAUUUUAAACAAUAUAAAUUACUUAAAUUUCAUGUUGUUACUGUCACUAUAGUGGAAUGCCUUUGCCCGUUAUAUGGGUAAAUAAAAAAAAAAUAAUUGUCAAUGUCAAAUAUCUUUUAUACAAUAACGGCUGUACUUAUAAAUAUUGCUUAGCGGAUGUUUAGUUAAAUAAUGUUGUCUUCGUCUUUCGUAUGUCAAAUCAAUGAUAGAAAGAGAGAGAUCGAUGUUUAACUCAACAGUCGCUGAGCAAUGUGAGGCCGUUACUCUGCGUCAAUCAAUAUCUUGGUCUUGAUAGUCCGGUCUAUUUACCUGAGACGAAAUGCUCCGUGAUCGAACGUGUAACAUUGAAGUGACGACGGAUUUACAAUAAAAAAAUAAUAAUAUAAACUGUAUUUGCACUAACUAACGUGUGAUGUCUUCGAAUGAUUUAUGUCAACUUUAAAAAAAAAAAAAAUUGUCGUCAUCCGUUGUUACAAGUUUAUGUCAAUCGUGUUUUUAUUUUAGUGUAUUUUAGUGGUCAUGAUAAACUGACAGACGUCAAUGUUUAUUCUCUAAGCGGACGGACUUUCAUAUAAUAAUAUUAAUUUGGCAAUAAAAUGUCUACAGUUUUUUCGCUAAGCUGCCAUAUUUCGUCCUCAAAGUACUUACAAAAGCAGUUUGUUUUUUUUUUUUUUUUAUUUAUAUUGGAGUUGCUCCGAAUAUUCGAAAAAAUUACUAUUCAGCCAAUUAAUCUACGAUAGUUUGGUUAUUAAUUUUUUUUUUUUUUAUUUCAAUAAAUUUCACUGAAUAUUCUGUAUAUAAUAUUCAUUGCAACUCUAAUAUAUAUGACGUCAUGAGAAAUUCAAAAUUAAAAAAGAAAAAUAUUUGUAUUUUAAUGAAAAGUAUCAUCAAAAUGUUUUGAUAUAUAAAGGCACUUGCAAUGAGAAAUAGUAAAAAUUU